Messenger RNA from Manihot esculenta (cassava), 883 nucleotides. Its product is annotated as putative disease resistance protein RGA1. The coding region runs from base 27 to 356 and encodes 109 amino acids. NCBI's taxonomy places the organism in Eukaryota, Viridiplantae, Streptophyta, Magnoliopsida, Malpighiales, Euphorbiaceae. The transcript has 2 exons. The record is from RefSeq and is a predicted model, not a curated record.
UCAAAUAAAAAUCAAAAUCCACAAAAAUGGCAAUUGAGUCAUUCGCUUUUAAUAUUGCUGAGAAAGUGUUGGAGAAGAUAGCAUCCCAUAGCUACCAAGAGAUAUGUUUUGCAUGGGGCUUGAAAGCAGAACUCAGAAAGCUUGAGGAUAUCUUGUUGACUGUGAAAGCUGUGCUAAUGGAUGCUGAGGAGAAGCAAGGGAAUGACCAUCAACUGCGGUUGUGGUUGGCUAAGCUUAAGGAUGCUCUUUAUGAUGCUGAGGAUGUGCUUGAUGAAUUUGAAUGUGAAGAUCAGAGAAGACGAGUGCUUCAAUUAUAUGGAACCACCAGCAAAAAGGCUAUCUCAAUUUAUGCAUAAGCCAAUGGAAGUUCUCUAGCGAGCUGUGAAGCGUCUUUUCCGUUAUCUUAAUCGGACUUGUAAUCAUGGCCUUUAUAUUUCACACACAGAGGAUACUAGAUUACUAGUUUAUUAUGAUUCUGAUUGGGUAGGAGAUUCAGUUGAUCGGACUUCCACGAAAGACUAUAUUGUGUAUUUGGGUUUGACUCCAAUUAGUUGGUCAUAAAAAAAUAAUACACAACUUCACGUUCUUCAAUAGAGAUGGAAUACCAUGCUAUUGCUAGUUCUCUUGUUGAAUGUAAUUGGCUCACUAAUAUAUUAAAAGAACUUUAUUUUUUGCUAAAAUCUGUACCAAACGAUUGAUUGUGAUAAUAUAAGUGCUACUUAUUUAUGCCAAAAUUAUUUGUUUCACAGUCGAAUGAAGCACAUCGAAGUAGACUUUCACUUUGUGCGGAAUCAAGUUCAAAAUAAAGAAGUUAUUGUGCAACAUCUUCAUUCAACUGAUCAGGUUGCUGAUGUGCUUAUAAAACUGUUGUCACACACCUUGU